UGGCAACAACGGCUGCUUAUGGCCGGUCCGGAAGCUGUGCUAGCUGUGCUGUUGCUCAUGUUUCUCUUGCGGUGAAUCGGUACCUAUCUCUUGUAAAACAGUUUCGAAGAAAAAAAGAGAAGCUCUACGCACUUCGGCGUUGUCUUCAUAGCUUGAGUGAAACGCCAUCGGCAGUUAAAGAAAAUGCGAUCAGAAAGCUGAGGAGUACCUACAAUAUACCCACGGUCACUAAAGCCAAUCUUCCUCGAUGAGGGCCUGGUUUUCUAUAUGAGAAAUCAUGAUCGCCAAACAAGCAUCUAGACAGCCGCUGAAAGAAAAGUUUGUUCAGAUCUACGAAGGAUUUUUCAAGGGCGUCGAUCCUUCAGCGAAUAAUCAAAACUUUUGGGACGAACUGUUCUUGUUAAAGGUCAAUGUCAACUUUAUACAGCAACAGUUUGACAACCUGUCAGGGGAAGAUCUCGUUAGACUCAAGGAUACAAUAAACAACCUGUUUUAUCACUGUGUACAAGCCUUGAGAAGUGACCAUCGUAUACGAGUAGUGAAUGCUUUGCAGACACUGUGCGCCCUCAUCCAAGGCGUCUACAGAAAAUCUCAUGGGGACUAUGGUUUUGAUAUCAUCAAUCUCCUCAUUGGAUUUGACAUGGCUGAAGCAACAAUGCAGGAGCUGAUUGAAUUGAUUCGUGGCUUUCUGGAAGGUGAUUACAGUCACAGCCUUAAAUCUUUGGUUCUCCGAUUUCUGCUCGUGCUUGUAACAGCUACUGAAAAUGUUAGCAAUAACACGCUGCUGGAGUACGUCAUGAUGAACUGUGUUUUUGAAGCCAUUCUGCAGCUGCUUGCAGACAAGCACUCUCGAGCACAUUGUGGCUACGAUGCUGUUUUGGUCUUGACAAUCCUUGUGAGCUACAGAAAAUAUGAGGCAGCCAACCCGUACAUUGUAAAGCUUUCUAUUGUGGACAAUGAACUGGCAUUGAACGGGUAUGGAAUGGUUGUAUCCACAGCUCUCGCUGAAUUCAAUAGGCAAUUUGUGCAAGAACAAGCUGAGCCUCAAGCUGGUCUCUUGUCCACAGUAACCAACUUUGUUGGCACCAUGUUCCUUGCUGAUGAAGCAACUCCCAUGAAAGACUCCGGAAGGAGUGAUGAUGCUGUUCUCCUUGCCCUCUAUGAGGCUGUUCACUUAAACAGGAACUUCAUAACGAUCCUGACAAAUUCUCAGACAGAGUCUUGUGCAACUGCAACUGCCCCAACUAGUGGUGCUGCAUCUCCUACGGAACACUCUCCACAUGACCUAGUCCCUGUUGAUGUGAAUACCAUGGAUCAGCCACCGUCCAACCUGCUUGUCACAUUUUUGGAGUUCUGUUCUAUUGUAAUGCAAAAAACAAAAGUGGAAGCCAAUGCAAACACCACCAAGCUUGGGUUCAUCAUUCUUACCUGCAUCACUGAAGAUCAGUAUGCCAAUUCCAUGAUGCAUGAUGUCAACAUGGUCUUCAAGGUUCAGCUGCAUAGAAUGCCCAUGCGUCAUCGUAAAGUAACACCUCUGCGAGACGUUCAUUCUCGGCCCCUUGCCUGUGCACUCUUGGACCUCAUGGUGGAGUUCAUCUUCAGCCAUAUGAAAAAGAACCUUCUGAUUGACCUCUACCAACGUUGCUUAGGUAUAAUUCACCGGCUACUUUGCUACCAGAAGAAGUGCCGAGUGCGACUUCAGUACAGCUGGAAGGAGUUGUGGACAUCACUGAUCAGCCUGCUCAAGUUCCUGCUGAGCCGAGAGUCAGACUUUGUCAAGAAACACGACAUCUUCCAGUUGGCUAGUCAAGUGGUGAACAUCUUCAACCUUUUCAUCACAUAUGGAGACACCUUCCUGCCUUCACCUGGGAGCUAUGACGAACUCUACUAUGAGGUCAUCCGUAUGCACCAAGUCUUUGACAGCAUGUACUCAAUGGCACUACGUUACACAACGGGAGACAGCCAGUGGAAGGAUUCUGCCGCCAAACUUUCCAAUCACUUGGUAAAUGUCAGGGCAAUCGUGAACCACUUCACACCAAAGAUUGAUUCUUGGUCUGCAGCUAACCACAUGUCAGCACUGACAGAAAAACAGGUUUUGGAUGUUGUGAGGAGCAACUAUGACACGUUGACACUAAAGCUUCAUGACAAUCUGGAUCAGUACGAAAAGUACUCGGAAAAACCAAAAGAGUCUCCAUUUUUCACCCUCAUGAUUCGAAAUGUGGUCUCGGACUUCAGGCAGAAGCUUACACUGUCAGGUUUGGGCCAGGACAACGUCUUGAAGGAGUUCUCUACCAUAGCCUAGAAUAAAUUUUUGAAUUAUUUAGGAUUGAUCUCCAGCUUCCAGAUGACGUUUGCAUUUAUGCUAGGGUGGGAAAGAGGCUAGGUUAAAUUUGGAAGAAUGUGUGAGACUAACAGUGGAGAUUGGACCAAACCAAAAACUUAGUCUUGUAUGUGUGCGGUAACCUGUGGUGUAAGAUAUGUGCUUAAAUUCUCAUUCGUUGGCUCGUGCAAGUUGUCCUUUCUCCACCUGUGGUGCAGCAGCUCAUGCACCUCAACUUUUAUAUAAUUGUACAAAUACGGAAGCUAGACAACCUCAUAGCCUACUUGUUUCCUGCGAGCAAGCUGCAACCAAUCACUUCUGUUGUGUUCUGCAUGAGUGCAUUGAGGUGAAUGACUUUAUGAACCUUUGGGCUUUGCCAUAGUACUGAUGAAAAAGUGAAAGACGUUAUUGUGGCAUUAUGGAAAAAAAGAUGUUUUUGUCAGGAGGCCAUUUCUAGAUAUUGUGAUAGAACAACGAAAAAAUAAUGCACUAGUACACUACAGGUUGCUGUAGGUUUAGUUGAACAGCCAUGUCUUGAGUUUAAAAAAUUUGAUUAAACUAAUCUGUGUUGUGGAUCUUCAACCUAAUGCUCAAUUUGGAAAUAAGUUUUGCUACCAAAAAUAUUGCCCACCUUCAAAAGAAAAGGAGACAUUUCUGAAGUCAUUGAUGGCUACUUUCAGUGAAUUUUCUGAUGUAAUUACUUUGAAAUUUGCCACGUAUAUAAACACUUAAAAAAAUAGGAAUCUCCACUGCUUCUUAUUUCAUGUUUACAAAAGUAUGCUUUACCUAAAAACUUGCAAGACAUUACAGAAUUAUGUUAAUUUAUUGUGUAAUUUCGUGGCAGACAAGUUCAAUAUGGAUGGUUCAAUUCUUGUGUUGUAAAUUUUUCUUAAUUACAUUUUUCUAAUUUUUUAAUCUGCGGAAACAUCCUUGUCUCAAAAUUUCACUUUAAGUGAACUUCUCAAUGAUUGUUUUUAACAACUGAAGAUUUUUUUCAAGUAAAAAAGCAAUUGCUCCAUAUUUGGCAAGUUGCAAAUCAAGAUGUACAUAGCCUUAUUCAGUCUGAUUGCUACAAGUGUGGUUGUUUGAGCUUAUAUAUUGUGUACAGAUAACUGACAGCAGAUCAUUAAAGAAUAUUUGAUGCGUGGCACAGAGAGUAAAAGCAUUAUAAACAUGAAAGGGUCAUUUAAAAGCAUGCACUGCUGUGCCAAUAAGUUUGUCCCCAGACUAAAAUUUUACGAGUAGAGGGCAGGACAAGCGCAGUAGUUUUGUGUUGUCUUUUCAUUCUUCUUUGCUUUUGUAUUAUAUUAUCUCUAUUGAUGCUCAUUCAGGGCUUAAUUUUCCAGUACUCCUAGUAAGUGGAUUUAUUGGCAUGUUCCUCUCACCCUUUUUCUUUGAAUAAUAAUAAUAAUUGUAAUGCCAUAAUAAACAGCUCACUAGUUAUAUUUUUUUCAUCCAGUGCUGUUUUGCACUCUAGAUUCAAGUAUGUGUUGCCAGCAUGCCUAGCAUAUUGUUCUUUUGUAGCACUAAACCAAGCAUAUUAGACCACAUUUGCUACUUUUCUUUUGUUCAAGGUUGCUUUUAUGAGAUGAAAUAAUAAGGAAUGCAGAUUCCACCUUAUAUUUUUGUUCUUAAUGACACUAUUGGGAGCUGGCAGUGAGUAGUUUUUUUUAUAUGAUAUAUUCUAGGCAUUUAAACAUCAGACAGUUCACUAAAAGACCACUAAUGGCCAAAUGCACCUUACACCUCAGGUAGGUGAAAUUCUUUAGCAGAAAAUGAACUUUAUUCAAAGUUAUGUUUGGGUUCAAGAUCUGCACGAUGUAGAAUGUAUGUCCAAAUCAGAAAUGAUUGCUGAGCGUGAUGGUUCAAUCAUAUAUUAAAAGUCCCUACAAAUAGAAAUUCUUGUCAUGUGAAGCAUAGUACUAUUUUUAAUUCUUGUUUCAUUUAUACCUUGUUGUGAAACAGAUAGUGAUUAUUGGGCUUGUUUAUUUGGGUUAGCUGGUGCAGUCACUUUGUAGGCUUCUGUAAGGCAGUAAGGUCCAGGUGAGAGACUCAGAUGUAUGUAUGCUUGCUUGCAAAUUUAGUGAUUCAGCAGAGUUUAUUGCGGGCUGGCUGCGCUGAGGACGUGUUUGUUGCAUUAGUCAACAUUCUUGGCUUACUGCAUUUGACAGGGUAGAGUACAAUUCACUGAGUGACACUGAGAUCUUGUAUUGCAAAGGUGUACCAACGUUUGCGAAGCUGGCUGAACGAUUGUCAGUCUUACUUUACCAGUUUUCCACCUCUGGUUGGCUUUUCUUGCCAUAAAAGAAAUAAAGUUUGUGCCUUUGUGGGUUCACACAAAGUGCAUUUUUUCAUGACAUCUUAUGUAGCAAUUUUCAUAGUGAACAAGAAGUGAAAUUUGUUUUGUUCAGAGUGUGUACCUUCUUAGUGUAAAUGUUGUUUCUUAUGACGUGCGCUUGUUGCUUUAUAUUUAUUGACUUACGUUUAACAAACAGCCAGUUUUUAGUAAUGUUUUAUUAGCUGUUUUGUGAGCUUGUUACUAUUUAAGUUCUUUUAUCACAUUGUUCUUUGUGUGCUUUGUGGCCACACAGCAAGCAGUCAGACGAUUGCUGCUCACGUGUUUUUUUGUUCCAAGCAAUUUGGCAGUUUAGUUCGUUACUGGAGUUCUUUUUUCAUAAAUCAUCAAGAUAUAUGUCAACAGCAUGUGAUGUGGCUUAGAACGACACAAAGUUGUGCUAACUGGGUGGGAUUAAUCAUAUAAAAAAAGCUGCGUGUGUAGACAGGGACACAGGUGAAAGGAAACAGACAACACAAAUGUCAUUUUUUGUGGUCUAUUUCUCUUCACUUGUGUCCAUCUAUGCAUGCCUAAUUUAUUUCUUUGUUGAGAUAUGACCGGUGUUUUUUUUUUUUUUUUGAGCGCGAACAAUGGUUAACUCUAGGUGCUUUCCUUGUGCAUAACAGUGAUAUCAGUGUUCGGUCUUUUGAAGUGCCAUUACGCCAUUCUUGAGAUGCUUCCACUUACGCUGUUCAUAGAGGUUGCUGCAGAAUCCCAAUUACCAGAACAAUUUGUAGCUUAAUUUCUAGGAUAUAUAAGUGUGUGGCAGAAGCUUUAUAUCAGACUUCUGUGUGCAUUUGAGGUACUCUGCUAGUAUAAGUAUAGAACAUUUUUGUUUUUGUAGUGAAAAACAGUGUUCGUUACCAAAAACAACUCCUGUAUGCCUCGUUGCCUUUGUUUACGAUAGCCUGGCUCUGCAAAUAAACACCUUUCUAUUUAUGCCUA
Molecule: messenger RNA, 5600 nt
Organism: Rhipicephalus sanguineus (brown dog tick)
Lineage: Eukaryota; Metazoa; Arthropoda; Arachnida; Ixodida; Ixodidae
Product: armadillo-like helical domain-containing protein 3
Exons: 25
Coding region: 278-2302 (674 amino acids)
Biological process (GO): regulation of Golgi organization
Cellular component (GO): cytosol
Source: RefSeq, a predicted model, not a curated record